UCAUCUCAUCCACUCGCCCCAGACAUGACCUCAUAAAGCCUGAACCUUAUCUCCACCCGGCCGAACCACACUGCCGUAUAACUGACUGUGAGUUUCACAUGGGGCUUUCAUACUAAUCAGGUAGUAUUUUACCUCUAUAAUCUUCUCUAAUCUAUUUUCUCCAUCUCAUCCUUUUUUUUUCAAGAAAAUGUGUAUGACAUGGUAGAGCAUUUCAUAGAAAUUCUAAUAAAGAAUAUGGGAUGCGAAGGUUUUUUAUUUGAAUUGAUGCCUUAAACUAAAUACAUCCAGACAGAAGCCUCUUUCUUUACGGUAAUACAACAAAUGAAAUACAGUAAAAGUAGAAAAGGUACUGGCAUACCCAAAUACCUACUUCAUAAUACCUUCGAUGUAACAUCUCCAAUUUGAGUAUUUCUUGUCUGUGUUUGUCUGGCGGAUGCACCGCAGAUAAUACGAUUAAAGGUUUAUUGAGAACAGAAGCCUCUUAAGUCGUUGCUGUUGUCCGAAACCCGCUGGUGAAAACAUUCUCUCCUGACAAAGGACCGUCCCUCUCAAUGAAUGGACCACAAAGCAGGAUAACGCAGAUCAAAUAUAACAUUCUCCACAAUAAUGGCAGUAGGUCGGUUCUCACAAGCGUUGCUGGUGCUUUUUUGCCAUGUUCUCUACUCCAGCUCCUCUUUCCAGCCAGCUCUGGUGCUGGAUAUGGCGAAAAUUCUCCUCGACAACUACUGCUUCCCUGAGAAUCUAGUCGGGAUGCAGGAGGCCAUUCAGCAAGCCAUCAACAGCGGAGAAAUCCUCAAAAUAUCUGACCGCAAGACCUUAGCAUCUGUGCUGACGGCUGGCGUGCAGGGUGCACUCAAUGACCCUCGGCUGACUGUGUCCUUCGAGCCAAACUUUGUCCCAGUGAUGCCGCCGGCUCUCCCAUCUCUUCCCAUGGAGCAGCUCAUCCGGCUGGUCAGAAACUCUGUGAAGCUGGAGGUCCUUGAGAACAAUGUCGGCUACCUGAGGAUCGACCGGAUUAUAGGGGAGGAGACCGCAGCCAAGCUUGGCCCGCUGCUCCGGGAGAACAUCUGGACCAAGGUCACGCACGCCUCCUCGUUAAUCUUUGAUCUGCGCUACAGCACAGCUGGGGAGCUGGACGGAGUCCCUUUCAUCAUCUCCUACUUCUCCGACCCAGAACCUCUCAUUCACAUUGACACCGUGUUUGAUCGGCCCUCCAACACCACUAAGGAGCUAUGGACUAUGUCAUCUAUCAUGGGAGAGAGGUACGGAAAGCGAAAAGACCUCAUCGUAUUAACCAGUAAGCGUACUGUGGGUGCGGCUGAGGCAGUCGCCUACACUCUGAAGCAUUUGAACAGGGCUAUAAUUGUUGGAGAGAGGUCAGCCGGGGGGUCAGUGAAAGUGCAGAAGAUAAGAAUAGGAGAUUCUGGUUUCUACAUCACAGUUCCUGUGGCCAGGUCAGUGAACCCAAUAACAGGCCAAAGCUGGGAAGUGAGUGGAGUAUCUCCCUCUGUAAAUAUCAAUGCCAAGGAGGCUGUUGCCAAUGCCCAAAAUCUACUGGCGGUCAGGAGUGCCAUUCCAAACGCCGUCCAGAGUGUCUCUGACAUCAUCAGGCAGUACUACUCAUUCACAGACAGAGUACCGGCUCUCCUUCAACAUCUAGAAUCCACCGAUUUUUUUUCUGUCAUUUCAGAGGAGGACCUGGCGAAUAAAAUCAACUACGAACUGCAGUCUGUGUCAGAGGACCCUCGUCUGGUGAUCAAACUGACCCAAGAUCCCCCGGUUAUCAUUGAGGAAGACUUUGAACCUGAGAACAUACCAAACGAUCCAGCAUUUCUCAGGAACCUGGUGGAUACAGUCUUCAAAGUACGCAUCCUAACUGGAAACACUGGUUAUCUCCGCUUCGACAAGUUUGGAGAUGUGUCAGUGAUGGCCAUAUUAGGAGAGCAGAUUGCCCUAAAAAUCUGGGAGCCCCUCAAAGACACAGAGAACCUCAUCAUCGAUCUUCGAUACAACACAGGUGGGUCCUCAGCUUCCAUGGGCAUCCUGCUCUCCUUCCUCCAAGACCCGUCACAACAGUUCCACUUCUUCACCAUAUACGACAGGAUCCAGAACACCACCACUGAGUUCAACACGCUUUCCGGCCUCCCAGGCCCACCCUAUGGGUCUAAACGGGGAGUGUACAUCCUGACUAGUUACUAUACCGCUGGUGCUGGGGAGGAAUUUGCUUAUCUGAUGCAGUCUCUUCACCGUGGCACCCUGAUCGGGGAAAUCACAUCCGGGACCCUGAUGCACUCCAAGUCCUUCCAGGUGGAAGACACGGACAUUGUCAUCACUGUCCCCUUCAUAAACAUCAUAGACAACAACGGGGAGUGCUGGCUAGGCGGAGGCGUGGUCCCCGACGCCAUAGUGCUUGCUGAGGAGGCCGUUGACCACACCCAUGAGAUCAUAGAGUUUCACAAGGAGGUUCUGUCACUGGUGGAGGGGACGGGGGAGCUCCUGGAAGUACACUACGCCAUCCCUGAGGUCGCCAACAAGGUCAGCAGAGUGCUGCUCGUCAAAUGGGCCGAGGGCUCGUAUCGAUCGGUGGUGGACUACGAGUCUCUGGCAUCCCAACUGACAACGGACCUCCAGGAGACAUCAGGUGACCACCGGCUGCACGUAUUCUACUGCGACAUCGAACCCGAGUCUCUGCAUGACAUGCCAAAAAUCCCAACAUCUGAGGAGGUGGGUUACAUCAUAGACGCGCUGUUCAAGAUCGAGGUGAUGCCCGGGAACGUGGGCUACUUCAGGUUCGACAUGAUGGCAGACAUAGAAGUGAUGAGAGCCAUCGGCCCUGAGCUGAUUAAACUGGUGUGGAGCAAGCUGGUGAACACGGACACAAUGAUCAUCGACAUGAGAUACAACACAGGUGGUUACUCCACAGCCAUCCCACUCCUCUGCACCUACUUCUUCGAUGCUGAGCCCCUGAGGCACCUCUACACCGUAUUUGAUCGCUCCACAGCCACCAUGACCGAGGUCAUGACCCUGCCUCAGAUCCAGGGUCAGAGGUACGGCUCCACCAAGGACAUCUACAUCCUUACUAGUCACAUGACGGGGUCGGCUGCCGAGGCGUUCACGCGGACCAUGAAGGACCUUAACAGGGCGACAGUGAUCGGGGAGCCGACCAUCGGAGGGUCCCUGUCCAGUGCCACCUACCAGAUCGGGAACAGUAUCCUGUAUGUCUCCAUACCUAACCAGGUGGUCUUGAGUGCUGUUACUGGGAAAUCCUGGGAGGUCGUCGGCGUGACGCCCGAUGUUGAGGUCGAUGCUGAAGACGCCCUGGCCGCUGCCAUUAAGAUCAUAAACCUCCGUGCCGAGGUCCCUGUCAUUCUUGAGGCUACUGGUGCUCUGGUGGCCGACAACUACGCCUUUGAGAAUGUGGGAGCGGACGUUGCAGAGAAGCUGGCGGCAGCGAGCGGCGACUACAACUUGAUAUCUUCAAAGGUGGAGCUGGAGGCAAAACUCUCCGCUGACCUCAUGACACUGUCCGGAGACAAAUGCCUGAAGACCACCCACAACAUCCCAGCCCUGCCACCAAUGAACCCAUCUCCAGAGAUGUUUAUUGAGCUGAUCAAGGUCUCAUUCCACACGGAUCUGUUUGAGAACAACAUUGGUUACCUGCGCUUUGACAUGUUUGGUGACUUCGGAGAGGUUCAGGCCAUUGCCCAGAUCAUCGUGGAGCAUGUGUGGAACAAAGUUGUUAACACUGACGCUCUGAUUGUUGAUCUCAGGAACAACGUGGGCGGACCCACCACUGCCAUUGCAGGCUUCUGCUCCUACUUUUUUGAUGCAGACAAGCAGGUCUUGCUGGACAAACUGUACGACAGACCGUCUGGCACCACUAAGGAGCUGUGGUCUCUGCCUGAGCUCACUGGUGCAAGGUACGGCACCAAGAAGAGCCUGAUCAUCCUGACCAGCGGGGCCACGGCCGGCGCCGCAGAGGAGUUCGUCUACAUCAUGAAGAAGCAUGGCCGGGCCAUGAUUGUGGGCGAGACCACCAACGGCGCCUCCCACCCCCCUGAGACCUUCCGUGUGGGCGAGAGUGAAGUGUUCCUGAGCAUCCCCACCACUCAUUCAGACACAACCCAGGGCCCCGCCUGGGAGGGGGCUGGGGUCGCCCCUCACAUCCCUGUGCCAGCCGACGCAGCCCUGGACACUGCCAAGGGCAUCCUCAACAAGCACUUCGCCGGCGCAAAGAAGUGAACUCCCUGACCGGGGAAGUUGGCAGCCAAAGGGCGUUUAAGAUCUUAUGUUCUCAGAGGAGCAAAGUAUUUAGGGUACAGUUCAAUACACUUCAUUGACCAACUCUAGGGAGCCCGCCUCUGCACCUAGGCCCUCUUUCUGUAGCCUGUUGUAGUGUUCUCAUUUUGCAAGAAUAUGUGAGAGAUUAUGAACCGGAUUGUGAUGGUUUUUACUUAGUUUUUACUUAUGAAAACUACUGUGAUUGUAGAAGGAUUUAAGAAAUGCUAUACUGAAAUGUGACUCUUAAAGAAGUGGUUCAUAAACUACGAAUGUGUGUGUGUUGCUGAUCCACUAGCCCUUGGCCUUGGGUGCUAAGAUUUGUCAAAGCAGCUUCCAUUUUUGUCUGUCCAAAAUAACGUGAAUUGUAUAUUGCGCAAGAACAUGAAAGCCGACACUAGUUUAGAAAGGUGCAUUAAAUCAAAUGCUGAAACAUAUUUUAUUUUCCUCUGAUAUUCUUAUGUAUUUUCGAGUAGCAUUUUUAGGACCUUUACAAACAAAUUGUUCUGUCUGUUGGGGGUGCAUUCUCAAAUUUGAUGCAGGGUCUUUUUGCUGUGUACGGGAAGAAGUGUUGUGUCCAUACACAGUGACUUGCCAUGUAGGGCAAUUUGGGUUGCAUAAAUGCCAAUGGUGGGACACAAUAAAGACAUUGGGAACACAAGAAUAAGUAUCUAUGUUGUGGAUCAGAGGUUAGAAGUGGAUCAAGAAAGCAAAGCAGCUUAUUAUAUUAUAUAACACCAGACACGUUUUGGCCCAACAAUGGAAUAACUACAAAUCCAACCAGAUUUCCUAAAUUCAACCCACUAACACCUAAAAUGGAAUCAAUCCCACCCAUUGUUACACAGACCAGUGAGAUAAACUAUAUCUCAGCCCUGCAGCAAAAACAUUUCAGUACAACUAUUCAUUCAGAUUAGAAUUGUAGACCUUCCCAGAGCAAGUUUCUCAAUUCAAGUAACACGUAACCAUUCUGGUUUCUUCCUACAGUUUCAACUUGGCCUGUUAUCACAAACAUAGUUGAUU
Molecule: messenger RNA, 5298 nt
Organism: Salvelinus fontinalis (brook trout)
Lineage: Eukaryota; Metazoa; Chordata; Actinopteri; Salmoniformes; Salmonidae
Product: retinol-binding protein 3-like
Exons: 5
Coding region: 607-4242 (1211 amino acids)
Biological process (GO): proteolysis
Molecular function (GO): serine-type peptidase activity; retinol binding
Source: RefSeq, a predicted model, not a curated record